Messenger RNA from Pseudopodoces humilis (Tibetan ground-tit), 1381 nucleotides. It is a transcript of the gene CA8, whose product is annotated as carbonic anhydrase 8 (inactive). NCBI's taxonomy places the organism in Eukaryota, Metazoa, Chordata, Aves, Passeriformes, Paridae. The record is from RefSeq and is a predicted model, not a curated record. Gene Ontology annotation, molecular function: zinc ion binding; carbonate dehydratase activity.
CCGCCCGGCCGCUCCCGGGCCGCCCGCCCAUGGCUGACAGGAGCCUGAUCGAGGGCGCCGAGCCCCCGCCGCGCCGGGAGGAGGCUCCGGAGUGGGGCUACGAGGAAGGAGUGGAGUGGGGGCUGAUUUUCCCCGAUGCUAACGGGGAGUACCAGUCGCCCAUUAACUUGAACUCCAGAGAAGCUAAAUAUGACCCCUCGCUCCUGGAAGUGCGUUUGUCACCGAACUACGUGGUGUGUCGUGACUGUGAAGUGAUCAACGACGGGCAUUCGAUUCAGAUUGCCCUGAAGUCAAAAUCAGUGUUAAUAGGGGGGCCAUUACCUCGGGGACAUGAGUUUGAACUACAUGAUGUUCGAUUUCACUGGGGGAGAGAAAAUCAGCGUGGUUCUGAGCACACGGUUAACUUUAAGGCCUUUCCCAUGGAGCUUCAUCUAAUGCACUGGAACUCCACACUGUACAGCAGCAUUGAUGAGGCAGUAGGGAAGAAGCACGGCAUAGCUAUUAUUGCUUUGUUUGUGCAGAUAGGAAAAGAGCACGUGGGCCUAAAGGCUGUAACUGAAAUUCUUCAGGACAUCCAGUACAAGGGAAAGUCCAAAACAAUACCCUGUUUUAAUCCCAACUCUUUAUUGCCAGACCCUCUUCUGCGUGACUACUGGGUGUAUGAGGGCUCUCUAACCAUUCCCCCCUGCAGUGAAGGUGUCACCUGGAUAUUAUUUCGCUAUCCUUUGACUGUGUCCCAAGUGCAGAUAGAGGAAUUUCGAAGACUGAGGACUCAUGUUAAAGGUGCUGAACUUUUAGAGGGCUCUGAUGGAAUCCUAGGAGAUAACUUCAGACCAACUCAGCCGCUUAGUGAUAGAGUCAUCAGGGCUGCAUUUCAGUAGCAGAGGAGGGACAGUGAUGAAUCUUCAGUCAGAGAGGAGGAAGACAAUGCUCCCACAGUGCCCGCAGAUGAGAAAUGGAAACUUUCGAGACUGCUGCUUCAGUUGAACCACAAAGCCUGUAUUGUUUGUCUUCAUCUAAUUCAGCCUUGAUAGACAGCUGUGACAGUUGGUCUGUCCACAUGGUCCAGUAAAAUUCUGGGAAUGGGCUGUACAUUAAAGGAAGAAAACAUAUUAAAUCUUCCAAUUCACACUGUUAACUAUUUUAAAAUUGUCAUUAUUGUUGCUUUUAUAGCUACUUCGCCAUAGCAUUCAAUAGUCAUCUGUGAUCCAAAUAGUACUGAAUUUAAGCUUGGUAUGAAUGCUAAUAUGUAGAAAUACUCAUUAUUGUUUUGAAUGUUAGAUUUACUUUUAUUCCAUAUCAUCUCUUGUGCUGUCAGUAACCAUAUUUUCUGUAGAGGGGAGAUGCAUUCUACAAAGGUAAUAAAAACAUUGUUCACAAA